CCGGGUUGAAGCAGUGGUAUGGCUUAGCAUUCGAAGUAAGAUGAGCGAUUGCUGUCACCGUGUCGGACCCACUGGUGGGCUUGUGAGCUGGGCGUUGUAUAUGUGUGUAUGUACAUGUGAAUGCACUGCUGUGCUGACAGAGACGAGGUAUAAAUUCUGACGGCCGCUUAUCGAGCCCCCAUGCCCAGGGCCUAGACACAAAUACGAAGACAUGGAGAUUGGCCAGCUAACGCAUCGGUGGAGAUGCAAAGAAGGGGGGCCUCUCGGAGAUAUUGUGGAGAGGGAGCUGAGAUGACUUGUCGGUCUGAAGAGAUGGCUCACGAUGCGUGCUUUUCUCUUCGCCAGCCAUCCUUGCUUGCCAUUUCAUGCUCGUGGUGUUUACUACAUCAUGCUAUUGUUUACUGUGGUCAUCUCCGCGCAUGCACGGGGCACGCAUGUAGCGCCAGCAGAUGUCGCAAUCGAAUACAGUGCCAGUAUCAUUGGUGCGCAGCGUGGAUCCUGGAUAGGAGCGUGUUUGUAUUUUGUUCUGCCACGUCGUGCGCUGUGGUGCAUGGACUCUUAGUAGGCGCAUGCCCGCAGCGAGGCCUAUCGCCAAAUGGCACCGAGGGCAGACGCGUGUGGGGUGGCUGUGGUGUGCUUAGAGGGUCGCCAGGUGUGCUAUCGUCGAGCGUGUCUUGCACAUCGGUACACAGAGUUUAUAG
Messenger RNA from Bipolaris sorokiniana ND90Pr, 701 nucleotides. RefSeq lists its product as uncharacterized. The coding region runs from base 323 to 562 and encodes 79 amino acids. The transcript has a single exon. NCBI's taxonomy places the organism in Eukaryota, Fungi, Ascomycota, Dothideomycetes, Pleosporales, Pleosporaceae. The record is from RefSeq and is a predicted model, not a curated record.